Molecule: messenger RNA, 1459 nt
Organism: Ctenopharyngodon idella (grass carp)
Lineage: Eukaryota; Metazoa; Chordata; Actinopteri; Cypriniformes; Xenocyprididae
Gene: polr1c
Product: RNA polymerase I and III subunit C
Exons: 9
Coding region: 67-1122 (351 amino acids)
Biological process (GO): DNA-templated transcription
Cellular component (GO): RNA polymerase I complex; RNA polymerase III complex
Molecular function (GO): protein dimerization activity; DNA binding
Source: RefSeq, a predicted model, not a curated record
UGAAAAUUCUUUUUGAAUGGAGUGUUUGGAUGGAAGUUUUCUACCCUCUAUCGACACAAGAGAGGGAUGACAGCAAAGAUGGCGGCGCCUAUGAGCAACGUGGAUGAAAUUCGUGAUAGAGUAAUAUUGGGUGAAUUUGGCGUAAAAAAUGUCCAUACUACAGAUUAUCCAGGAAAUUACCCUGGUUACGAUGACACAUGGGACUUUGAAAAAUUCAAAAAGAACUUCAGGAUCGAUAUAGUUAAUUCUGAUGAAAACACGUUGGAGUUUGAUAUGAUUGGAAUUGACGCUGCCAUCGCCAAUGCUUUUCGCCGUAUACUACUGGCUGAGGUCCCAACAAUGGCCAUUGAGAAAGUCUUCAUUUACAAUAACACAUCAAUAAUUCAGGAUGAGAUUCUAGCUCAUAGGCUUGGUCUUGUGCCCAUUAAAGCAGACCCUCGUCUUUUUGAGUACAGGAAUUCUGAGGAUCAGGAAGGCACAGAAAUUGACACAAUCCAACUUCAGCUGAAGGUAAAAUGCACCAGGAAUCCUAGAGCCCCUAAAGACUCUUCAGAUCCUAAGGAGUUAUAUCUCAAUCACAUGGUCUACUCAGGUGACAUAAAAUGGCUCCCAGUUGGAAACCAGGCCGAUGUAUUUGCAGAUGCCAAGAUUGGUCCUGUGCAUGGGGACAUUCUCCUGGCACAACUCCGACCAGGGCAGGAACUUGAUAUAGUCAUGCACUGUGUCAAAGGAAUAGGCAAGGAUCAUGCCAAAUUUUCUCCUGUGGCCACCGCAAGCUACAGACUCCUUCCUGAAAUCACAUUAUUACAGACCAUUGAGGGAGAACAAGCGGAGAGGUUAAAGCGCUGCUUCUCACCUGGAGUUAUUGAGCUAGAGAAUGUGAACGGAAGGAAGGUAGCUAAGGUUGUCAACAGUCGUUUGGACACAUGCAGCAGAGAAGUUCUCCGACAUGAUGACUUAAAGAACUUGGUGAAACUCGGCAGAGUGCGGGAUCAUUUCAUAUUCUCAGUUGAAUCCACAGGGAUCCUCCCUCCUGAUGUCCUGGUUACCGAGGCCAUUAAUGUCCUCAUCUCUAAGUGCCAGAAGUUUCUCACAGAGCUUGAUGCAACAGAAAUGGACUAGUUGGAAGAAAAUAAGGCUGGUUACAAUCAUCCUAUAGCUUUGAAUGAAAUCAUAGGAUUUGUUUGCUGACAUUGUACAUAACUUUUAAAGCUUUAGCUAAAACAAACUCCCUUAACAAGUGUGAAUUCAUACAAAUUCUAGCAAGCAGUUGUUUUUUCAACUUGAGGCUUUAAAAAAAAAUUGUUCCUGUAAGUAUCCAAGCAGUUUCUUUUUAGUCAAGUUAAUCUGUUUUGUUUGAGAUGUCCAGCUAUUACAAUACAUAUUUGACAACACAUUUUGUGACAUAUUUAUGUUUUUCCAAUGUAUAUUAAACUUUUGUUUUUGACAAAAUGACAAA